GCAGUCUCCGCCCGCCCGCCCGUCCGCCCGCUGGAGGAAUAGCCAUCGCUCUAGUGCCUUCGCCGAGCCCGCUAUCCGGCAUCGGUGGCAACGGGCUCCAUCAACAGUCGGUCUCUGAGUGCAGUGGGCUCCCGGGACGAGGAUGGCAUGGUUUGGCAGGGUGAUGGUCUUUGCCUGCCUACUGGAGCCGUGUCUGAGCCUGGCGAUUUUCACGCCGCAGCACAGCCAGCCCGACCCGUGCUACGACGAGGCAGGGCAACCCCGGCGCUGCAUCCCCGACUUUGUAAACGCCGGCUUCGGCCGGGAAGUGCAGGCUUCCAGCACGUGUGGGUCGCCGCCCAGCACCUACUGCUUCCCAACAGAAAAAGGGGGCGGCCGCAGCCGGACGUGCCGGACCUGCGACGCCUCGGACCCCAGGAGCGCGCACCCCACCGCCUACUUGACCGACCUGAAUAACGCGCACAACCUGAGCUGCUGGCGCUCGGAAAGCUUCUCGCAGCCGUCGCACAACGUCACGCUCACACUGUCCCUGCACAAGAAGUUCGAGAUCACGUACGUGAGCCUGCAAUUCUGCUCGCCGCGCCCAGAGUCCAUGAGCAUCUAUAAAUCGAUGGACUACGGCCGGACCUGGGUUCCCUACCAGUUCUUCUCCGCGCAGUGUCGUCGGGUAUACAAUAAGCCCAACAGGGCGCCCGUAACCAAGCAGAACGAACAGGAGGCCUUGUGUUCGGACGGCUACUCUGACCUGUACCCGCUGAGUGGGGGGCUAAUCGCCUUCAGCACGCUGGACGGCCGUCCCUCGGCCCAGGACUUCGACAACAGCCCUGUGCUGCAGGAUUGGGUGACGGCCACCGAUAUCCGAGUAGUGUUCAGCCGGGCACACACACUGGGCGACGGCGGGUCCCGGGAGAGUUUCCAGUACGCGGUGGCCGACCUGCAAGUGGGCGGCCGCUGCCGCUGUAACGGCCACGCGUCCCGCUGUGUGAACGACAAGGACGGCUACCUGGUGUGUGAUUGCAGACACAACACGGCCGGAGCCGAAUGCGAUCGCUGCAAACCCUUCCAUUAUGACCGGCCCUGGCAGAGGGCGACUGCCCGCGACGCCAACGAGUGCCUGGCAUGUAGCUGCAACCUGCAUGCCCGGCGCUGCCGAUUCAACAUGGAGCUUUACAAACUCUCUGGCCGAAAGAGUGGAGGUGUUUGCCUAAAUUGCCGACACAAUACGGCAGGACGACAUUGCCACUAUUGUAAGGAAGGAUUCUACCGAGACCUCACCAAGGCUAUUACACACCGUAAAGCUUGCAGAGCCUGUGACUGUCACCCCGUUGGAGCUGCUGGUAAAACAUGCAAUCAAACAACAGGACAGUGUCCGUGUAAGGAUGGCGUGACAGGCAUCACAUGUAACCGGUGUGCCAAGGGUUACCAGCAGAGUCGGUCUCCAGUCGCUCCUUGUAUAAAGAUCCCAACAGCGUCGCCAAGGUGGGUGGCAAGCAGCACUGUUGAACCUAUUGACUGUGAAUCAUACUGCAAACCUGUGAAAGGCAACUUGAAGAUUAACAUGAAAAAAUAUUGCAAGAAAGACUAUGCCAUUCAGGUGAAUGUUCUGGAUAUGAACACAGUGAGUGAAUGGGCAAAGUUUACUGUGAACAUCAUUUCAGUAUAUAAGAGCAGAGACGAGAGGAUUAAGCGAGCAGAACAAUCUUUGUGGAUAAAUAUGAAGGACUUGGCUUGCAAGUGUCCAAAGAUCCAAAUGAGCAAGAAAUACCUCGUGAUGGGGACCUUUGACAGCUUGUCUGAGAGGCUUGGAGGUCUCCUGGCUGAUAAAAACAGCCUUGUCAUUCAGUGGCGAGAUGUCUGGACAAGACGACUUCGAAAAUUCCAGCGCAAAGAGAAAAAAGGGAAAUGUGGAAAAGCUUGAUUGAUCAGUUCUGGAGAAGCUUUAAGAGGCAUCUUGAGCUGCAAUUUCAACAUACUUUGGGUUCAAAAUACAUCCUUCAGCAAUUGCUGAAAGGUAAAUUAGACUGUGACAAGGAGACAGGAGGCUAUAAAUGACAUGAUAUUCUCCACAGCUUGUUACACGAACUGUUGGCUGAAUAUGCUUUGCAAUUGAGCAUUCCUUUUUUAAAUGUGCCGAUGACUCCUUUCUAUGGGUAAAGGUCAGCCCACCAUAGAAGGCUUGUUCUUUGACCCAAGAGCCAAGUUAGUAUUUGACAGAAGGACAUUCCCACCUUGUCCUGCCCGUUGUCGCCAUCCACCCUCGCACCCUAAAAGCAGUAUCUUUUUUUUUUGCCUGUUAUGACUAACAUUUGAGACAAGAUGUGAUAAUUUAUGUGAGGCCAACAGCUGUGCUGAACAUAGAGUGUAAAUAUGGACUGGUUCCAAUAUUUUUAGAGCCAGAUUGUUGGCACUCAGCAAGUGAAUUGUUAACAUUGUGCAUUUUGAGCUGUGAUUUCAAAAUAUCCAGUUUCAAUUGGAUUUCACAAAGUGCAUCAGUAUUGUAAAACUUUCAAUCUGACACACAAUCCUUCAGCAUAAUAACUCCUGCUAUAUUCCAGUGGUCCUUUGUCACACUGUCAGGGGAGCUAUAAAGAUAGUCACCUCAAAAUCAUCCUCUCAGAAUCAGAAAAUUACAAAGAUAUCAGCCUUGUCUAAGUGGUGCAACUAUCAACUCUGAGUGAUCUGUUAAAAAUUAUUCCAAGUUAAGAUGUUCAAGGUCCCUUCCAGUUGAGUAGAUCUGACCCUGGCUUCUUCUUGAAGCCCUGCCUACUUGCACAUAGAGAUCCUGGGAUAAUAUUCACAACAGAGCAGACACUUCAGAACAAGUUGGCCUCAAACAUUUCUGUUGAUUGGCAGUGCCUUGAGAAGCCUCAGCAUGUUUUGUGCAAGGGCUGAAAAUUCUGCCUCUUUGGAUUCAAGAAACGUAGUGCAGCAUCCCUCAGUACUAACUACAUAACCGUUCCUUCAGUACUGACCACUCGAACAUAAUCUCAGUAUUGACCACUCAACCGUUCCCUCAGUACUAACCACUCAACCAUUCUCUCAGCACUGACCACUCAAACAUAACCCCAGUACUGUCCACUCGACCAUAACUUCAGUAUUGACCACUCAAUUGUUCCCUCAAUACUGACCACUCAACCAUUUCUUUCGUACUGACCACUCAACUGUUCCCUCAGGACUGACCACUCAACUGUUCCCUCAAUACUGACCACUCGACUGUUCCCUCAGUACUGACCACUCAACCAUAUCCUCAGUACUGACCACUCAGCUGUUCCCUCAGUACUGACGAGUCAAGCAUAAUCUCAGUACUGACCACUCAAACAUAACCUCAGUAUUGACUACUCGACUGUUCCCUCAGUACUGACUACUCGAUCAUUCCCUUAAUACUGACCACUUGACCAUAACCUCAGUACUGGCCACUGGACUGUUCCCUUAGUACUGACCACUCGACCAUUCCCUUAAUACAACAGUGAAUUACUGGUUUAUUAUACACCCACAUAGCUAGAAUGAGGCUUGAUCCACAGUCUAUGAACUCGGAGGCAAGAUCGAUUCCUACUCAGACCCCGCUGUCACCAAGCAAUACACAUGUCUAUCCCCUUCAGAUUUUUUUUUUACCUUCUUCAGCAGAAAACUCCCAUAAUUAUCCUAGAGCUUCCCAAGAUCUUAAAUUUGUUUGCACUUGUGCAUGACAGAGAAUGUUCAUUAUAUGUCCUUAUGUUCAGGGCCUUUGCACAGUUAAAGCCUCAGUGUAAUAUCCUAACACAUUAUAGACUGAAUUAGCUAACCACUGGCUGAAAGUUCAAAAACAUCUUUAAUGUAUUAAAUUUCUGCUGGUUUUACUGAUUAAAAAGGCAUAACUCUGGAAUAUUGUAAACUGUAUUAAUACUGCUUUACUGGUGCUCCUGCAUUUUGCAUGUGUUACUCUGGAUUCCCUGCAUCUGCAUAAUCUUUAUGUUAAAGUUGUUUUAAUCUUUGAUAAAUGGACUUCAUUCAUUGUUUGCUGGUGUUGUACUCAAACACUGUGACUUGCUGAAAAUUUGUGAAUUAUCAGUGAAAUGCAGCACAAUGCCAUCUCAUUGCCCUGUCAACUGGCAUCUUUGGUGCCAACAAUAAAGGUGCCAAUGUCUUGUUGCCCCAUUCCUCUUAUUCCUGGGCUUUAAUAGCCUAAGAUUAAUAAAUCAUAUUUCUAUUUCAGGCAGAUACGUUUUUCUGAAGUAAUUCAAUGUAAAAUAUUUACAUAUGUUCAGUGCAGUAAAUAACUCAUUAUUUGAGUUAAAAGUGAACCAUUUUAGGCUCUGUUUAGAGGGAGAUUUACUCUGUGUCUGAACCUUGUUGUCCCUGUCAUGGAAUGUGCGCAGACCCAUGCAAAGGGAAUAUGUGACAGGAUAGGCAGAGGGAUCUUUACUCUCCAAAUUUUUACUUAAUGACAGUAGAACCAGCCAAUCUCACUAAACUUGUCAAUAUAUUAACUGGUGACCUGCUCAGUGUUCAGUUGAUUUCAGUGGUGUUUGAACAGGGUGGUUAUGGGAUAAAACAGAAGCACAUGAUUUUACUAGGAAUAUUUGAUGAAACAGCAUGGACAGUGUAAUUUCUCUAAUGAAAGCCAUCUGAUGUGCUAGUUCAGGAGAGUAGUUUGUAUUCCAUCUCAAUAAAUGUAUACUAGCAAGAGUGAGCAGUGACUUGAGCUGAUCAAAAACCGCAAUGGUGAAAGAAGUUACCUUGAUGCGUCAUGAUUUCUGAGAUGGCUUUCUAAUCCCAUUCAUUACUUGUUAAUAGGUUAUCUAUGACUUAACUUUGCCAGUAGAUCUUCAGGUUACUUGUUAAUACCUUAUUGAUGGUUUACCUUUGCCAAUAGAUCUGAAUUAUGAUUAUAAAUAAUUCUGACCACAAUUCCAAACUGUUAGCCUAAUGAUCUAGGACUGCUAUUCUUUCUACUUCACCAGUUAUGUAAAGGCAAAGAACAGGAGUUUAUCAUUUUCAGGAUAAUAGAAUGAAGCCCGCUGCAUAGAAUGGGACCUUUGUACACAGACAUCACAGUGCAUGCAAUUAGAAAUGCCAUGAUUGUCCUGGUGGGUAUGCUGGACAUUUCCAUGGAGGCUCCAGAAAUAAUGCCACAAAGGUCCUAGUGUUCUCAAUUGGCAUUGCCAUGAAGGAACUAAAGUGGAUGAUUAGAGCUGCCAAGAUGGUCACAGCAUGUGCAACCAAGAAGAUUCUGGUGUACAUACUGGCAGUGUAAUUUCACCUGUGGAUCCACAGUUGGAUUUGAAGGCUAGCAACCAGCAUCUUGUAUUUCUGUAUCAUAAGCUCAACCUUCACUACUUGUUUUACAUAGUCACCUGUUCCUUGUAACUGCAAUUUUGGAUUUACAUUGAGCAGUCCAAAAUAUUCCAGUUAUGUUAAUUGAGAGGAAACUUAAAGGCUCUUGAGGCCACCGGGAACCCAGUUUAUACCUUCAUUGUAUGCUUUUUUCAACAGUAGUGUAAGAUCUGAAUUCUGUAAAUAUGCAUGAAAAUAUUUUACCUUAUUUAUAAUAUUUUUAAUGUUUAUAUG
Mobula hypostoma (lesser devil ray) is the source of this 5547-nucleotide messenger RNA. Its product is annotated as netrin-3-like. NCBI's taxonomy places the organism in Eukaryota, Metazoa, Chordata, Chondrichthyes, Myliobatiformes, Myliobatidae. The coding region runs from base 143 to 1918 and encodes 591 amino acids. Gene Ontology annotation, molecular function: protein binding. The transcript is spliced from 7 exons. The record is from RefSeq and is a predicted model, not a curated record. Gene Ontology annotation, biological process: tissue development; animal organ morphogenesis.